This is a messenger RNA of Hippocampus zosterae (dwarf seahorse), 902 nucleotides long. Its product is annotated as mesenteric estrogen-dependent adipogenesis protein-like. The record is from RefSeq and is a predicted model, not a curated record. Lineage: Eukaryota; Metazoa; Chordata; Actinopteri; Syngnathiformes; Syngnathidae. The coding region runs from base 291 to 884 and encodes 197 amino acids. The transcript is spliced from 5 exons.
ACAUUUUCAAAAGGUUCAAAUUAACAUUUCAAACUACUUCUUUGUUUCAAAACUUUACUAGACAAGACUAUAAAAUGUAUGGAUUUAAAAGACAUUUCCAUCAUUUUAAAGACUAAAUGCCGCGUCAAUUUUGAAAGCUGACUGUAUUUUUCUUCGGUCAACACACGAUUCGCUUUUUGUUUGUUCUUUUAUUUUGUCAAAAGCCCGGAAACGACACGCUCUCCACAUGGCUAACUUUAUGAUGCUAUAAAAACACGGCGCAGAGCUGGAGACGUUGCAACAUUGUCAAGAUGAGAAAAGAACAACCAUUCAAACGGGAGAGGAUCACAGUGACUGAGCUUCACCACUUUCUCCUACGACCCCCAAACGGCUUUUCGGUGGAAAGCACCCCACUCCACACAGUCAUCCGCGGGGACCCCGACAGCAGCCUGCUGCUGGCCGACCCCUGCGACACGUCCGCGGGCCGCGUAGUCUUCCACGGAUCACUGGGCAGGAUCAUCAAAGUGACAGACUUGUGGCAGUACAGCAACUUCCGGGGGAACCUGCUGUCCAAAAACAUGUAUAUGCUGGUGGCCACGUGUAUGCCUGAAAGCGCAGAGGUUGUAAAGCGCUACGUCGUGUGCCUGCGCGGUGCUGACCAGAUGGUCCGAUGGCACAUGGAGCGGGGUCUGAACUGGGCCAUCUCGUCAGUGGCGGGUGAGAGCUACGAAGUGGAAGUGGACCUGACCGACGCAUUGAACACGUGGGCAACCCGCAACGUAGCUGGAACCAGACCGCAGUGGCUUGACGCCUCCUUCACGUUAAAGUACCACUCGGAUGCACUCUUUGACUUCCCGCACUGGCUGGGUUUCAGCAAGAGGAAGUUUAAGUUGCAGCUGUCCUGAGUGGCGGCGCCUUGCUCA